AUGGCUCCAAAGGUACCAUCGUUCGGAUCGCAGGAAUACUGGAACAGCCGCUUCACUUCUAAUAUCGACCCUUUCGAAUGGCUCGAGGCGCCCGACGCUCUUGAUUUGUAUAUCACCAAUGUGUUGCGAGCCACUGGCGAGCUCAAGCCGGAACUGUUACACAUUGGCUGCGGGACGUCGUUGCUGUCUUAUCAUAUCCGCGCGCAUGUCAAGGAUCCGAACCAAAUACAUAAUCUGGAUUAUUCUGAGGUCGCCAUUCAUCUCGGCAAGCAGCGCGAGCACGAGUUGUACCCUGCUAGGUGCAAUGGUAAUGGUAGGAGUAGCGCGAAUGCACCUGCAUGCAUGCGCUGGGACACAGUUGACGUCCUCAACCAUACCUCCCUUCUCGCUGCAUGUAAACCUCGCGCGUACGCAGUCAUAAUAGAAAAGUCUACCUCAGAUGCAAUUUCUUGCUCAGAAGACGUUCAUAUUCCGCUGCCGUAUCCCAUUGCCAUCCGCUCGUACACUCCUAUAGAUAUGGAGCUGAGGCAGUCGUCCGAACCUAUACAUCCCCUUUAUAUCAUGGCCGUUAAUCUUGCACUUGUAGCAAGACCUGGAGCACGCUGGAUCGCACUUUCUUACUCAAACGACCGAUUCCCCUUUCUUAACGCGUCGUCAAAUACACUCCUAGAAGAUCACCUGUUCCCGGACCCUCGCGUACUAUGGACCCUCGUGAAGAAGCGUGAAGUGGAAGGAGCCAAAUCACAACCACCUGAAGACGGCGAUAGUAGUUCGGUAACUCAUAGACCCCGAGUGCUCAACUGGGUAUAUGUACUGGAACGCACGAAUGUCCCACUUUUCGUUCGAGGAGAUAAUAUUUAA
This is a messenger RNA of Cucurbitaria berberidis CBS 394.84, 861 nucleotides long. RefSeq lists its product as uncharacterized. The transcript has a single exon. The coding region runs from base 1 to 861 and encodes 286 amino acids. The record is from RefSeq and is a predicted model, not a curated record. NCBI's taxonomy places the organism in Eukaryota, Fungi, Ascomycota, Dothideomycetes, Pleosporales, Cucurbitariaceae.